CAUUAAACCUGAUGGUCUUUUCAAUGGUCAUUAGGUUUCAGACAUUAAGGGACACUAUGCAUUGCACACCCUUUCACGCUUGGUCUUAUAACAGUGCCUGCUCUUUCGAGUCCAACUGUGCCGUGCAAGAUGGAGUAACUGGUUGUCAAUGUUUGCCAAUGCUGUGCUGUGGCCGAUGUGACGGUGGAACCUGUGGACAGACAUGUGAACUCUUAAGCAAUUUGGUUGUUUCAGGAAGUGAUGUAAACGGACAGUUGCGAAAUGUACUCUGGAAAUGUCGGUAGAGGUGAACUAAGUCAAUGUCGCGGCGUCCUUGUGACGAACUUUGCUAGGCAAGGUCAACGCACAUUCCAUAAGUGCUACGAAGCUACAACCAAGUUGGUCUAGUUUGUGGUGAUGAGAAUCAACGAUACAGAUGUUCGGUGCAAUCCAGCCUGAGGAUUUCCAUUCAUGGUGAUUAUGCAGCUAAUUGUCGCACCAACUUGAAUUUCUUUUGCAUUUGCUCCCACCCAGCACAUACCCUGGUAAAAUGGCAACGAAUUGCAAACCCCCUAUCACCCGAUCGUCUCAUCUUUCUCGAAGCUUCUCCCGGAAUUGCUCAACAAGUGAUGGCGAUUCGGACGACGAACAUGGUGAUGAGCCUAUUCUAGUGGUUUCGGCCGCAUGUCGACCAAGCAAGGAUGUUACAAAAUCGAACCUUCCUCUGACCCAGAAGAGGAAGCUUGUGCCCUACUAUGGAGUCCAUCGUGACAAAGAAUCGCUGGUGGAGGAAAUGGAGACAUUGAUAAGUGCGUUUCAAGAUCAGAAGUUCCACUUCGCAGCUCACAAGUCUCAUCACCAUGCUGUGCACAUGCUGAACAGGAGAUUAGAAGAACACAUUAGUUAUUUGGAGACCUCAGGAUUGGAAGCUCGUCGAAGCGGAACCCUGACGAUGUUGAAGUCUAGAUCAAAAGGGUAUAAAGCAAGGUUUGGCGACCUUCAGGUGACCGUUGCCGCUAACGUAGGUGAAUUGAAAACUUUAAGUGCAGAUUACCAAGUCUCGAGGACAAGAGAGGCAACCCUCGAGAGGGACGAGUUUGCCUUGGAAUGUAGAAGGUUGCAGAAAUGUGUUCGUACACUAAGGAGUUUAUACAAAAAAGUUCUACUCGAGAACAAGAUUUCUGUCUUCUCAAGGGAACAUAUUCCAGUGCUCGAAACAAAGCAUCAUCAACUCGAAGCUUCAGUAACUGAGAAACGCAAGAGCGUCGAUGGUUUGGAAAAGGAGUUGUCUAAGUGGAAUGCCAAAUCAUCUGCAGCCGAUCGUGCUCGAGAAUCAGAUGAUAAACGGUUCAAACGUCUGCAAUCUGACAACAAGUCCCUCAUGGAAGUGUUACUGACCGAGAAGCUGUCACGCCAGAAGGACACCAUCAGGCUGAACGAGUUAAAGUACCAAGUGAGAUUAGUGGAAAGAGCCUCCUCCUCCUCCCUUCCUGCCUACCACAACUAACUGUACAAAACAACAACAUGCCUGAGUGCAACCCCCCCCUUUUGUGUCUGUGUCUGUCUGUGUAUCUGUGUGGAUAGUCUGAUGAUCCUCACACCGCAUCCUCCAGUGAUGCAUGCUUGUCCAACUUCACUGCUUGUCAAAAGCCCCAUUCUGCACUCUGGGUCUGUGUACUUUUUGGUCUUUGUUGAUGUGUGUUUUGUCUGCGUUGCCGCGGUUCCGAUUCAAAUGGAGAGCGUUAGGGAUGGAUCUGAUCUCACCCUCGUCUAUAAAUUGAGUUCUACUCACUGACCUCAUUUCUAUCAGACUCACACAGUCAAACACGUGUGUGUGAGCUGGUAUGUGUAUUCCAAGGAAUCGAUAUGAACAGUGAAACAGGU
Messenger RNA from Physcomitrium patens, 1863 nucleotides. RefSeq lists its product as uncharacterized. Lineage: Eukaryota; Viridiplantae; Streptophyta; Bryopsida; Funariales; Funariaceae. The record is from RefSeq and is a predicted model, not a curated record.